Orbilia oligospora ATCC 24927 is the source of this 1971-nucleotide messenger RNA. RefSeq lists its product as uncharacterized. Gene Ontology annotation, cellular component: perinuclear endoplasmic reticulum; cytoplasm. Gene Ontology annotation, biological process: triglyceride biosynthetic process; lipid storage. Gene Ontology annotation, molecular function: phospholipid:diacylglycerol acyltransferase activity. The record is from RefSeq and is a predicted model, not a curated record. Bases 1 to 1971 code for a protein of 656 amino acids. The transcript has a single exon. Lineage: Eukaryota; Fungi; Ascomycota; Orbiliomycetes; Orbiliales; Orbiliaceae.
AUGUCAAAAGUUCGGAAGCGCCAAAAUGCGAAGAUCUCCAAAGCCGAGGAGCCUAUUGGUGCUUCCGAAAAUAACAAUGUUGGCUCCACCGAACCGGUGAGCCCCGAAGCUGACCAACCAGAACAGCCGUCGGGCACACCGAACGGCAAUGAUGAGGAACACGAAGUUGCAGACUUGAGCGACGUCGUCAAGUAUGGCAAAGACAAAGUCAAGGCUUCAAUCGUCAAGCAUCGCAAACGCAGUCAUCACACGAUCGUCUUUAUUAUAGGCGGUCUCGUGGGAGUAUUGGUUGCGAUAUUUUUCCUCAAACAACAAGAUAUCGUCCAGCUACCGGAUUUUAAUCUUGAAACUUUCACGGAUGUCUUGCCGUUAUCCAUUCUAAAUGAAGCUAGAGAUAUAUCAAACCGUCAAAAGGAUGCCGUCAACUAUGAUUCCUUCGCCAUUGGACUCCGGAUGAGGGAAGAAGGUCUCGAGUCGCACUUCCCAGUGGUUAUGGUCCCGGGUGUCAUCUCCACGGGCCUUGAAAGCUGGGGAACAAGCGCCAAGUCGCUCCCGUAUUUUCGGAAGCGCCUCUGGGGAUCCUUCACCAUGAUGAGGACCCUCAUGCUUGAUAAGGCAUUGUGGAAGGAGCAUAUUAUGCUGAAUAAAACGACAGGCCUGGACCCUGAUGGUAUCAAAUUACGUGCCGCUCAAGGGUUCGAUGCAACAGACUUCUUUGUCACCGGAUAUUGGAUCUGGAGUAAAAUCCUCGAGAAUCUAGCAACUCUAGGCUAUGAUCCGACGACUUCGUAUACUGCAUCAUACGAUUGGAGGUUAUCGUACAUCAACCUAGAAAAGCGGGACCAAUAUUUCACUAGGCUAAAGGCACAUAUAGAAAUGGCGAAAAAGGCGCACGGGCGUAAGUGCAUAUUGAUAUCGCAUUCUAUGGGCUCCCAGGUCGUCUUUUUCUUCCUAAAAUGGGUUGAAGCAAUGGGUGAAGGCCAUGGAAACGGCGGCAAAAGCUGGGUUGAGGACCAUAUAGAUUCCUUUAUCAACAUCUCAGGCAGCAUGCUCGGCGCUGUCAAGGGGAUCACGGCAGUGCUCUCCGGGGAAAUGAGAGACACAGUUCAGCUCAACCAGUUUGCCGUGUACGGACUGGAGAAAUUCUUUUCCAAGGAAGAAAGAGCAGAAAUCUUAAGGUCGAUGCCUGGAAUAUCCAGCAUGAUACCCAAGGGAGGGGAUGCAAUCUGGGGAAAUCUGACUUGGGCACCGGAUGAUCAAGAAAAUCAAACGACAAGCUAUGGAAACUUUCUUAAGUUUAAACCUGUCAAUGAGACGUCUAAGUUUACCAAAAAUAUGACAGUCACAGGAGCAAUAAACCACCUACUUGAAACAUCGGAACCAUGGUUUCGAGAGCAAAUUUUGGGCAGCUAUUCCCACGGAGUCGCUUCGUCUAUUCCUGAAGCAAAAGAAAACGAAGCAGAUCCUAGGAAAUGGAUCAAUCCCCUCGAAGUUCCUCUACCAUACGCACCCAGCAUGAAGAUAUACUGUUUUUACGGCGUUGGCAAGGGUACCGAAAGAAGCUACUACUAUGCACAAAAUCCUGUAAACGAAAGCUUCAUACAAACUGUCAUAGACCACACGGUAAAUAUAGCGGAGGAAGAAACCGAUCAUGGUGUGAUGACGGGCGAAGGAGAUGGGACUGUGCCCUUGCUAAGCAUGGGAUUCAUGUGCUCGAAGGGAUGGAAGAUGAAACGAUUUAACCCAGCAAGAAUCCCCAUCAAGACGUUCGAGAUGCUUCAUGAGCCCCAGACCUUCGACAUGCGGGGUGGUCCCAAUACGGCGGAUCACGUCGACAUUUUAGGACGACAGCAGUUGAACGAAUUGAUAUUACGGGUCGCCGCGGGGAAAGGCGACUCAAUACCCGAAAAGAAAAUAUCGAAGAUUGAUUUGUAUACCUCUCGAGUCGAUCUUGGAGGGAUGGAAGAGUAG